This is a messenger RNA of Dicrocoelium dendriticum, 702 nucleotides long. The record is from the annotation of a GenBank genome assembly. Lineage: Eukaryota; Metazoa; Platyhelminthes; Trematoda; Plagiorchiida; Dicrocoeliidae.
AUGACAUCUGAAAGCGUCCCUGUCACUCAGUCGUUCAACCCUGAUUCUUAUACUCGUGAUGUACUGAUCAGGGACCACUUGGUGCGCCUUAAUUUUUGUCAUAGUUGCGGAUUUUUUCGCCCUCCGCGUUCUUCCCAUUGCUCGACUUGCGAUAACUGCGUCGAUCGUUUUGAUCAUCAUUGCCCCUGGGUCGGGAAUUGUGUUGGCCGGCGAAAUUAUCGAUACUUCAUUCUUUUUCUCUAUUCAUUGUCGAUAUACUGUGCUUACAUUUUUGUCUUCGCUGUAACAAACCUUGUUCUGCUUUACAAGAGCAAUGAGAACCUUCUAGUUGUGAUCAGAACUUCCCCUGGAUCAUAUCCUUUUGCUUCCUCUUCGCUUGUCUUCUCUGCUAUACCCCUGUGGAAAUCUUUCUAUCUUUUUUUACCUUAUGGACCGUAUGUGGAUUAUCCGGUUAUCACACUUCGCUUAUAUGCCGCGAAAUCUCAACUCAUGAAGACAUUCGGCGUUUUCCACGAGCGCUCCGUGAAGCAGGCCAUAGAAAUCCGUUCUCACACAAAAGCGGUUGUUCGAACUUUAUCUACUUCCUCUGUGGACCUCAGCAACCGAACUUCCUACGGGGAUGGCGUUAUGUUACUGGGAACUCAUGCUCUGACGAUGCUCAUGAUUUGGACAUUGUUCGAGCCAAUGUCACAUAGUUACUGA